CCGUGUUUGCUCUGCUCCUGGCCACCAUUGCUUCCUCCUUAGCGUCCUUCCCUGCCACUGCAGCUCCUUGCCGGCGGUGCUGGGGACCGGGUUUUGGGGAGCAAUGACGGAAGUUAAGAGAGAGGUGUUCGGGCAGAUGCCCCGGGAGGAAGGAGGAGGAGUGGUGGAAAAGUUUGUGUUAAAGUCAGACAGCGUGAAAGUGGAGAUCCUGUCCUUAGGUUGCAUAAUCGCCGCUCUGGAGACGAAAGGCAGGGAUGGGGAAUUUUCAGAUGUUGUCCUAGGCUUUGACACUUUGGAAGGUUACACGAGGAAGCACCCCUUCUUCGGUGCUGUUGUGGGGCGUGUUGCUAACAGGAUUGCGAAGGGGAGGUUCACCGUGGAUGGCAAGGAGUAUCAGCUGUUCCUCAACAAUGGGCCCAACAGCCUGCAUGGAGGAGCCAGGGGAUUUGACAAGGUUCUCUGGAGCCCCCAGGUCCUCCCGAAUGGCGUCUGCUUCUUCCGGCUCAGCCCCGAUGGUGAGGAAGGCUACCCUGGUGACCUGAAAGUCUGGGUGACCUACACACUCAGUGGCGGGGAGCUGGCCAUCAACUAUCGAGCCCAGACCAGCAAGACAACACCCGUCAACCUGACAAACCAUGCAUACUUCAACCUCGCAGGGCAGGGCUCACGGGAUAUCUACGACCACGAGAUUUCUAUUGAAGCAGAUUCCUACCUGCCCGUGGACAACACCAAGAUCCCAACUGGGGAGGUGGCUGCUGUGCAGGGCACCAGCUUCGAUCUCCGGCAGCCCGUGGAGCUGGGGAAGCACUUGCAGAAGUUUCACCUGGACGGCUUUGACCACAACUUCUGCCUGCAGCAGGCACAGGCUCGACGCCGCGUGGCCAGGGCUUGCCACCCGCCCACUGGCAGGGCCAUGGAGGUUCACACCACCCAGCCUGGCAUCCAGUUUUACACUGGGAACAACCUGGAUGGAUCCCUGAAGGGCAAAGGCGCCGUUGCGUACCCAAAGCAUUCAGCUUUCUGCCUGGAAACCCAGAACUGGCCCGAUGCUGUCAACAAGCCUCACUUCCCCAAUGCACUGCUCCGGCCGGGCGAGGAAUACAACCACACCACAUGGCUCUUGUUCAACACUGCUUAAGGAAAGCGGAUGCUGACUCCUACCACCGAGAGGGUUGGGACUAUUAAGUUACUUAUUUCAAAAAGAAGCCAUCAAACCAGAACAGCAGGCCCAGGAAUGGGCUGGGGCAAGAGCAGUACCAUCUCCUUCAGCACAGAACUUCAAUUUACUCUUUCUCCUAUGACAGCUUGCUGAGGACAUCCAAUCAACCUAUGUCAGCCAUGCUGCCUGGACAAGGCAUUCACAAGCUGCAUUCACAAGCUGCAUUCACUUACUAUGGAAGGAUUAAACUACAACUUAAGAGAACGAAUGACAUCCUGUGUUCCUUUAAAAUUUGAUCAUCACUCUUACAGCACAUUUGUUGGUACAAAAUAACUCCAACAGCUGUUUAUCUCAAAUUUAAUUCAGCUCCUGCACACUGACACUUUGUUAUUCAACAGAGCUGGAAACAACUGUAACACUCACAGCACUAGCAAGCCCUUCAUGACUUGCCUGGCUAUAUGCAUCAAUGCUUUAACACACUACGGGAAGAGCAUCCUGAUUUCUCUGACAAAUAAUGGGAAGAAUCCACAAUCUCGUGUGUGCUACACAAAGAAAAAGAAAAAAAACCUCUUCAGAUUAAUUUUAAAUUUGUUUGCUACAUUAGCUGUUAAUGCAACCUGAUCAAAACAGUACUUGUGAUGACUAGUGGGACCUGGCUAUCAGUGAUAUGUAAAACAAUAAAAAAAGAAAGAACAAUCUUCUGUGCUGCUUUUUAAAACCCCUAAGUUAGUGGAGAGAAAACACAGCUUUUUCUGAAAACGUUAACAGCUGUUAGAAAGCUUAAACAGACCUUUCAGCAACUUUUACUAAGUAUCUGCAGUCACAGAAGAGAUCUUACCUGCUUCGGGGCCACGUAACAGAUCUGGAUCUAGACCUGGAUCUUGAUCUAGACCUGAAAUAAAAAGUUAAGACAAAUUAAAACAGAAUCAAAGAAGUCAACUCAACCAUAAGUGAUGACAAUUACAGUACUACUUAGAUCACUGUCUACAUGUCGAACUUAAAACCUACAUAAUCAUUAGACAUUUCAGACAUCAAAAUUCAUGAGAUAUGCAGCUGUGUAAGGUCUCAAAACUAAUCGUAUUACCAUGACUGUAAAUUCAACUAGUAUUAUUAGAAACAUUUUAAAGCACGCUUAAGCCUGAUUUCUAGAGAUCAACACCUUCCAAAGUCUACUAUCCAGUACAUUUUUGAAUCCCUUAACUAAAAUGAAAAACAACAACAAAAACAAAGCACACAACCUAUUAAAAAUUACUACUAAUUACCUUGAUCUCUUCAAGGAACCCGAUCGGGACCGGCGGGGAGACACAGACCUAGACCUACGAGGAGAAACAGACCGGGACCUACGAUAGGAAGCUGACCUGGACCUGCAAAGAAGUCAAAUAAAGAGUUGUACAAGUGUAGCUUUUUCUAAGCAAAAGCAGCAAACAGGAAUAAAAACCAAACUUAAGCAUA
This is a messenger RNA of Grus americana (Whooping crane), 2611 nucleotides long. RefSeq names its product galactose mutarotase (gene GALM). The record is from RefSeq and is a predicted model, not a curated record. The coding region runs from base 104 to 1138 and encodes 344 amino acids. Gene Ontology annotation, molecular function: carbohydrate binding; aldose 1-epimerase activity. NCBI's taxonomy places the organism in Eukaryota, Metazoa, Chordata, Aves, Gruiformes, Gruidae. Gene Ontology annotation, biological process: glucose metabolic process; beta-D-galactose catabolic process via UDP-galactose, Leloir pathway. The transcript is spliced from 8 exons.